AUGCGCAGGGGGGAGGGAGCGGGGGCAGGAGGGACUACGUCUCCUGAUGAUCCCACGAGAGCCUUCGCGCCCGAAGAGAAGAGCAGGCGACCAAAGGAUACGCCGUUUCGACAACAGAGGGUGACGUCGUUCUUGCCCAUCUUGCAGCCGCUGCUGGUGGUGGGGAUAUUCUUGGCGAUAGGGGUGGUGUUCAUCCCGCUCGGGAAAUGGUUCAUCGAAGAGUCUGAAGAGGUGGUGGAGUUCAAGCGGAGGUAUGACGGCGACAACGUGGACGUGGAGGGAUGCAAGAUCACGGAGGGUAACCAGGGCACCACGUGCUCGGUCCAGAUCGAGGUCGAUGAGUGA
Ectocarpus siliculosus is the source of this 345-nucleotide messenger RNA. The record is from the annotation of a GenBank genome assembly. Lineage: Eukaryota; Phaeophyceae; Ectocarpales; Ectocarpaceae.